AUGCAAGCUUUACCUGAUGUGAAAGCUCAGUGUGAUGCACUUCCUUCCUCCAGCCUGGAGCCUUACCCUCAGAGCUCCAUUGUGGUUACCCUAGAAGACAUGGACCUCUGGAUGCAGUUUCAUCAAGUAGGAACUGAGAUGAUCAUCACCAAGUCUGGCAGACGAAUGUUUCCGCAGUGCAAAAUCAAAGUCUCUGGCUUGAUCCCUUAUGCUAAGUACCUCAUGCUGGUGGAUUUUGUGCCGAUGGACAACUUCAGGUACAAGUGGAAUAAGGAUCAGUGGGAAGUUGCUGGAAAAGCAGAGCCACAGCUCCCCUGUCGUACGUACAUACAUCCAGAUUCUCCAGCUCCUGGCAGCCACUGGAUGAAAGAACCUGUCUCCUUCCAAAAGCUGAAGCUCACCAACAAUACCCUGGAUCAACACGGACACAUCAUCCUUCACUCCAUGCACCGCUACAAGCCUCGCUUCCACAUCGUUCAGGCAGACGACCUGUUCAGUGCCCGCUGGAGCAUCUUCCAGAUGUUCAGCUUCCCUGAGACUGUCUUCACCUCUGUCACUGCCUACCAGAAUGAGCAGAUCACAAAACUCAAGAUUGACAACAACCCAUUUGCUAAGGGAUUCCGGGAACAUGGGAAGAACACUCGAAGGGAAGGGCGAGCCAAAGGCCAGAAACUUAGUCCAGCCAAAGGCCAGAAGAGGAAGCUGCCAGAAGAAACAGAAUCUGGUGCUGAGGAAUCUGAUUUUGUGAAGGAUGAGAACGUGGAGGUGAAGGAAGAGAGUAAUUCCAUUCCUGUCAGCAGCGGGUACCCCUUCUGGGUCUCCGAGCAGAACGGCAGCCACUCAAUCCCUGCAGCGUCACCAGCACCAGCAGACCAAAGAGAGGCGACUGCCAGAGAGCAGCAAGUGCCAACACCUUCCUCCUACCAGACAUACAGGUUCCACGACAAUGGGGAUACACAGCAGGCGCCCACUCGUGACAUCCUCGCUUUAAAUGAAUUCCGGGCCAGAUCCCACCGAGUGGAUAUAGCCACAGUGCCCGAGCAAGAUUCCAAACAGCUGUCAGAAGGUUUCACCAACCUGCCUACACUCCACCCUCCACUACCUCCUCCACAGGACUAUACUGGGGUGGUCAACAUGGCUGUAGACUCUGCUGGGAAACCAGGGACCCGAGGUCCAAUGUACAAUCCAUAUGGCACCGAGCAAGGCCUAGGCCAAUGGAUGGUACCUUCCCACAGCCAGUACAGGGCAAUGAGCUAUUCUCCCUUCUCCACAGAUUAUAAUACUCAAGGGGCUUCAGGGCAUGCCCAUGGGAGCAUGGCAGACUGGAGCCAGUACCCUUUGUUCCCCUAUGCCUGCUGGUGA
Emys orbicularis (European pond turtle) is the source of this 1362-nucleotide messenger RNA. RefSeq names its product T-box-containing protein TBX6L. Gene Ontology annotation, cellular component: nucleus. Gene Ontology annotation, biological process: positive regulation of DNA-templated transcription; regulation of transcription by RNA polymerase II; cell fate specification. The record is from RefSeq and is a predicted model, not a curated record. The coding region runs from base 1 to 1362 and encodes 453 amino acids. The transcript has 9 exons. Gene Ontology annotation, molecular function: DNA-binding transcription factor activity, RNA polymerase II-specific; RNA polymerase II cis-regulatory region sequence-specific DNA binding. Lineage: Eukaryota; Metazoa; Chordata; Testudines; Emydidae.